Dryobates pubescens (Downy woodpecker) is the source of this 612-nucleotide messenger RNA. RefSeq names its product transcription factor 21 (gene TCF21). The transcript is spliced from 2 exons. Gene Ontology annotation, molecular function: DNA-binding transcription factor activity, RNA polymerase II-specific; RNA polymerase II transcription regulatory region sequence-specific DNA binding; protein dimerization activity. The record is from RefSeq and is a predicted model, not a curated record. NCBI's taxonomy places the organism in Eukaryota, Metazoa, Chordata, Aves, Piciformes, Picidae. Bases 73 to 612 code for a protein of 179 amino acids. Gene Ontology annotation, biological process: developmental process; regulation of transcription by RNA polymerase II.
GUAGAUUUGAGGAGCUGCCCUUCCUCCUUCCCCCUCCCCGCUUCCCGCUGGUCCUUUGGCAUCUUCCAGACCAUGUCCACUGGGUCCCUCAGUGAUGUGGAAGAUCUGCAAGAGGUGGAGAUGCUGGAGUGCGAUGGCCUGAAAAUGGAUACUAACAAAGAGUUUGGGGCGUCCACCGAGAGCAACGAGGAGGGAUCCAAUGGCGAGAAUGGAUCCCCUCUGAAGGGGAGAGGGGCCUCGGGCAAGAGGAAAAAAGCUCCCCCCAAGAAGAGCCCUUUAAAUGGAGUCAGCCAGGAGGGAAAGCAGGUCCAGAGAAAUGCUGCCAACGCCAGGGAGAGGGCAAGGAUGAGGGUCCUUAGUAAAGCCUUCUCCAGGCUUAAGACCACCCUACCCUGGGUGCCCCCAGACACUAAGCUUUCCAAACUGGACACCUUGAGACUGGCCUCCAGCUACAUUGCUCACCUGCGGCAGAUCCUGGCCAAUGACAAGUAUGAAAAUGGCUACAUCCACCCAGUCAACUUGACUUGGCCUUUUAUGGUAGCCGGCAAACCCGAGAGUGACCUGAAAGAAGUGGUGAACACAAACCGCUUGUGCGGCCCGACGGCAUCCUGA